UUUACGUCUUUUCCUGUGCCCGGUUGUAGCCUCUGAUUCAAAUUAAAGUAACGGUUGCAGAUGUGGUGUAUUAAUUACUUUUAGAAACAACAACUCGUAAGAUAAAAAACAAGGAUAUGGACAAAAAUAUCUGUAACGAUUUGAAGGGAAUUAUUGAAACUGUUGUACGACAGCACAAAAAUGAAGAAAUUGCUAAUGCAGAACUCACUGCUGAUAUUUUGUCUAAACUAAAUAUUAGCAUCAAUAAACUGCCCCCAAAGUCAUUGAAGAUCCUCCAAGACUGUGUAAAAUACAGAGAUUUAAGUUUAGACCCAAUGUCAAUUUCUUUAUUGGAAACAAAGGUAAUUGCUGAAAAAUUCCAAGAUGAAUAUGAAAUUUUAAAGUUAAAUCAAAUGAAUGCAAGGCUACAAAUGAAAAUAGACCGAAAUAACAAGUUUAUUGAAGGUUUAAAGAAAGAAUUACUAUCUUCAAAGCAGUCACUGAUGCAGCAAAACCCAAACCCUGAGAAUAUCCAUGAGAGUAUUCGACAGGUGAAGCAGAAAUUAGUGGUUUAUGAACAAAGCUGUGAAAAGGCUAAGAUAAACUUCUCAAAUCUCAACGUUAAUGAAGUCAUCUUGCCGAAAUCCUUGAUGUCAUUGGUGACGUCACUGGCCGCUUUACGUGAAGAGGCAGUUAAACUAAAACGCGACGCUGAUGAUGUACUCUUUAUAAAACAAGCGGUUUCCAAUAUGAAAAUGAUUCGCUGACAAUUGUUUAUGAUUUGUUUAUAUGAAUAUAUCCGACAUAUUUUGACAUGCCACAAAAAAGAAUCAAAUCAAUAAUCAAAACAAUACAAACGUAGAUAGCAAGUUCCAAUAUGUAAAAAACAAUGUCUUGAUAGUUCCUACAGCUCGAAUUCAGCUGAACAUGCAUGACGUCAAUUUAAAAUAUCAUAAUCCUUGUAUUAGCUUCUGAUGUUUUUUGAAUGUAGUGAGGAACGUGUCGGUAAUUGUAUUGCCAUAAUUAUAGGGGCUACGGAACUCCACGAGUCGGUGAAGUCGAUCUCUAGUAUACACUACACUAAAUUGGCCUAUAAGUAGCUUUACAUCCGUACUAAUAUUAUGAAAUAUGUGUAUUUUUGUAUGUUUGUAACAAAUAAAGUCAAAAUAAUAUGAUGAAAUAUUUAAGAAAUGUCCUGCAAAGCCGGGUCGGGCCGGCCGCCAGUGAGUCACAAUAAGGCAGUUCUAUUUAAGUGUAAAAGCUAUUCAUUGUGUUGAAUAAAAUAAAAAAAACUA
Messenger RNA from Pieris napi, 1274 nucleotides. RefSeq lists its product as uncharacterized. The record is from RefSeq and is a predicted model, not a curated record. The transcript has 3 exons. NCBI's taxonomy places the organism in Eukaryota, Metazoa, Arthropoda, Insecta, Lepidoptera, Pieridae. Bases 117 to 746 code for a protein of 209 amino acids.